This is a messenger RNA of Balearica regulorum gibbericeps (East African grey crowned-crane), 981 nucleotides long. The record is from RefSeq and is a predicted model, not a curated record. NCBI's taxonomy places the organism in Eukaryota, Metazoa, Chordata, Aves, Gruiformes, Gruidae.
CAAAGACUUGGUGUCUGGUCCUUAACUGUCUGGCACAGGGAACAUGAUGGCUGCACUACAGGCGGCUCUGAAGAACCCUCCUAUCAACACAAAGAACCAGGCAGUGAAGGAUCGUGCAGAAAGUAUUGUCCUGAAGGUCCUCAUCUCUUUCAAAGCCAACGAUAUCGAGAAGGCGGUGCAGUCGCUGGACAAGAACGGUGUUGACCUGCUAAUGAAGUACAUCUACAAAGGCUUUGAGAGCCCCUCUGACAACAGCAGUGCUGUGCUGCUGCAGUGGCACGAGAAGGCCCUGGCUGCUGGAGGAGUGGGGUCCAUUGUCCGCGUUUUGACUGCCAGGAAAACGGUUUAAAUCCAGCAGCGAGUGGUUAUCUGCCAUCCACAGCGUGGGAAAUGCUGGUACAAACCCCAACCAAACGCCAUUGCUGCCCUGUAGGCAGCGCCUGUCUCUCAGCUUGCCUUCUCGCUGCUUCUUUCAUACCUGACAAAUAAUGCAUAUCGUGAUUUCUUUUUUUGUUCAAUUCUGGAAAAUUAUGAAGGUGCAAUUUUAUUUCUAACAGGAAUAUUUGGUACUCGCGAACAUUUCAGUGACACGUAUAGCAACAUAUACAACUUGAUGUUUAGGGUGAUUUGCAUUUGUGUACAAUUGUGGCAGAUUUGGACCUGACUUUCCGAGCAAAUGCUGAGGGACGUAGGGCAAUGUCUUAAUUCUUUUCACUAGCCAAGCAGUAUUUCAAUGCAAGAUCUAUAUUUGAGAAGUGGGGCAGCUAUUAAUACAGGUAACUGGACCAUGUUUCCUUUGGUCAACCUCUGAAUCUACAGCCGUGAAUAGGACAGAAAGCAAAGGCUCCCUUCCAACCCUGAUUAUCAUUCCAGAGAGCCGAGCAUUUUCCUUAACUUCACAUCUCGCGGCCUGUUCCGGUUCCUCCUCAUCAGUCAAACGCUGGGUCCGCAGCGGGAAAGUCACAAUGGGAUGAAGUUGUC